AUGCGCAAAGGCUUCACGUCCCUUGUUGUUCCAGUGUCGCGAGUGGCUUCUGCUACUCAGCUCUUUCACAAUGCACUAAUCUUUGUGCUCUGCCUCUUGAUCUGUGUCCUGGAACAGGCGAUCCGUUCGGCUGGUCUGACUGCACGGACGAUCUCGUUUGUUACACAUGCGGCCGCCAUUAUCUCAGACGAUAUUAAGUUGGACUCGAGGUCGUUUGUGCCCCUCACCAUCACAGAUGAGAUGGCUGGUAUGAAUUACGAUCCGCACCGAUUGAGUACCUCCAUUUACAACGCCAUCCAAAACCCAGUGGACGCUCAUAUUGUCUCCGUUCCCGAUUAUGCGGUACUGAAGGAUUCUAUCAUGAAGGCCAAAAAGAAUCACAUCCCUAUUAUCGCGCUAUACACUGGACUGCAGGCAGACGAGGACAUAGGUAUUCUCGCUGUCAAGUCGGAUGAGUUUGAGGCAGGACGACUGAUAGGAGCGGAAUUCCUAAGCGACGGUGUUGGAUAUAGCAUCGGCUUGGCUUUAAACGAUACCCUGACUCAGGGACUGAUCAUCGGCAACCCGCAUGCCAGCCAAAUCCAAUACGCACUCGACAAGGCUUUGCAACAAGUUUCUACUCGAACGAUCUCUGCCAACAGAACUGAUCAGCUGUAUUGCGAUGACAACGUGGGCGAAAACGAUUGCGAGGCAGGAAGGGGCUAUGCAGACGAUAUCGUUGCGAAAGGAGGGCGUCGACCUAUCUGUGUGGUUGUCAGCGACGAGCCAGACCAGCAAAUGCUGAUGUGUCACGGCCUGUACGAACACAUGUCAGAAAUUAUGGGUCAGGGGGCGCUACCGCACUUUAAUGACUACUGCAUUCGACUAGCCUAUACAGACCUCUCCUCGGCAUCCAGAAAGAUGGUUGAUCUGGCAAAGACCUACCGGCACGACAGCUUUUACACGGCUUCGUCGUCACUUUUUGAGCUGGUCCGCUGUAUGGCGGCGCUUGGUAUCGUCGACAAGGGCCUGCUACUCACUACAACAGGAAGAUCCGCGGCAUCACUUACAGAUUAUAUCAACGGCAAGAUCGCCCAGGGGUGA
Gamsiella multidivaricata is the source of this 1083-nucleotide messenger RNA. RefSeq lists its product as uncharacterized. Lineage: Eukaryota; Fungi; Mortierellomycota; Mortierellomycetes; Mortierellales; Mortierellaceae. Bases 1 to 1083 code for a protein of 360 amino acids. The record is from RefSeq and is a predicted model, not a curated record. The transcript is spliced from 6 exons.